GCUGUGCCCGGAAAACGCUUCCUUAGUGCCGUGCUGAGCUGUCUUCCCUGGUGCUGAGAGGCUCUGUGCAAAGCCAGACGUCUGCUGCAGGGUUGUGGUAUAAGGAAAUGCUAGAUCUAGUGAUAUCACCCAGCCUGACUGUAAAUAGAGAGUGCCCUGACAGACUGAAGCUUAACCUUUCUCACAUUUAUGCCACGGCUCCAGAUGACAUAGAAGGCAGCAGCAAAGCAGCACCGCAGUGUCCUCUCCAUCUGUACACCACAAAACAUUAUCCCCACAUAGUGACAGUCCCGUCCUUCCCCACGAUGGCAGCCUAUGGACAGGCUCAGUACAGCACGGGAAUCCAGCAGGCUGCUGCCUACACUGCCUAUCCCCCUCCAGGGCAGCCCUACGGGAUCCCCUCCUACAGCAUUAAGACCGAGGACAGCCUGAGCCACUCUCCAGGGCAGAGCGGCUUCCUCAGCUACGGCUCCGGCUUCAGCGCGCCCGCGGCGGGGCAGGCGCCCUACACCUACCAGAUGCACGGCACAACAGGGAUUUACCAGGGAGCCAACGGCCUGACAAAUUCUGCAGGAUUCAGUGCUGUGCAUCAGGAAUACUCCUCGUACCCCAGCUUCCCUCAGAGCCAGUACUCUCAGUAUUACAGCUCGUCCUACAACUCCCCGUACGUGUCUGCCAACAGCAUCAGCCCCUCGGCCAUCCCCACCUCCACCUACUCCCUGCAGGAGCCCUCCCACAACAUCACCAGCCAGAGCACAGAAUCUCUCUCUGGGGAAUAUUCAACAACACCAGCAAAAGAUGUAGAGACAGACAGACAUCACAGAGGGUCAGAUGGCAAGCGUGUGUUUGUGUGGGAUUUGGAUGAGACGAUAAUUAUUUUUCACUCCUUACUCACGGGAACCUUUGCAUCCAGAUAUGGGAAGGACACCACAACCUCUGUGAGGAUAGGUCUCAUGAUGGAAGAAAUGAUCUUCAACCUUGCAGAUACACAUCUGUUCUUCAAUGACCUGGAGGACUGUGACCAGAUCCACAUAGAUGAUGUCUCAUCAGAUGAUAAUGGUCAGGAUCUAAGCACGUACAACUUCUCUGCAGAUGGCUUCCACAGCUCCAGUGCCAGCGCCAGCCUGUGCCUGGGCUCGGGUGUGCACGGCGGCGUGGACUGGAUGCGGAAAUUGGCGUUCCGCUACCGCCGGGUCAAAGAGAUGUACAACACCUACAAGAACAACGUGGGGGGUUUGAUAGGAGCUCCUAAGAGGGAGACCUGGCUGCAGCUGAGAGCAGAGCUGGAGGCUCUGACUGAUCUCUGGCUCACCCAUGCUCUGAAGGCCCUGAAUUUGAUACAUUCCAGGCCCAACUGUGUGAAUGUGUUGGUCACCACAACUCAGCUGAUACCAGCUCUGGCUAAAGUGCUUCUCUAUGGGCUGGGCACUGUCUUCCCCAUUGAAAACAUUUACAGUGCAACAAAAACAGGGAAAGAGAGCUGUUUUGAAAGAAUAAUGCAGAGGUUUGGAAGGAAAGCCGUGUACAUUGUAAUAGGAGAUGGUGUUGAAGAGGAACAGGGAGCAAAAAAGCACAACAUGCCCUUCUGGAGGAUCUCCUGUCACGCUGACCUGGAAGCUCUUCGGCACGCCUUGGAACUUGAAUAUUUGUAGCAGACCCCAACAUCUGACACUGGGAGGGCUUCACUCAGACUCUGACAUCGGUUCCAGCUAUUCCUCAAUAUUUUUUAGUAAAAAAAAAUCCCACAGCAACUGCAGAUUUUCUUUGUUUUUGAAGGAGAACCCUUUGAGUGGAAGCCUUUAAGAACUUGCAGCCAAAGAAUAUUGUCCUCCUUCCUUUGGACAGAGGAAAAUGCUCCCGAUCAGUCCCUGGGAUGCUGCAGUUGCUGGCUGAGGUGGAGGCACAAGAGCUCCAAUGGCCUUUUUGCCAUCAGCAAGGCAAAUGCUACGAGUCUGGGUCUCCCUGUCAGCAUCCUUGGUUUUCAGAGGGGAAGAAGGCACAGCAAGGAGUCUCUGCACAAUCCAUCACAUCACACAGGACCUUCUGAAAAUAGGAGUGAAACUGUUGAUUUUUUUUCUUUUGGUUGUGUCUUUUUUUGUAUUUUUUUAAUUUAUGAACUAAUCUCAUUACUCUGGUAUUAAGCUCUGUACCUGUUUUUCAUCUGGCUUUUGGGGGUUGGGAGGGGUGGGGAAAGUCUUACUGUUCUAAAUUAAUAGUUCAUUUCUCCAGAACAAACUCUGGGGAGAAUCAUAUUGUGUACAUGAGUAGUAAGGACACAUGGUACUGCUGGUAAGAACUGUGGCUGUGGUUUUGAACCUCACCAGGAGGGUACAUGGACUGUGCCUGUGCCUACACGGUGCCUUAUGCUGCCUUCUUGGGGCUGAGGAGGGGGGAAAGUACCUUGUGAUGAGUGAAAGGCAUUAAAUAAAAACAUGUUUACAUUUUGGGGGACUGGAGUACCUGCCUUCUCUCCCAGCACGCUUGGAUCUAAAGGUGGAAUGUGUGCUCCAUGUUUCAAGGCUGGCCUGGUAUUGUUGCUGUCAGAAUAUUUAAAUUCUCUGGGCCUGGGUGGAUCCCUUAGUUUGAAAAUGGCUGAUUGUUCCUUGCUGUGGCACCAGGUAAGGUCAGAAGGAGCAAAGGCUCUCUGGAAGGAGGGGUCAGAGAUGCAGGAAAUGCUGCAGCCCUCACCUCUCAAAGGGUUACACAAACCUGAGGGAUACUCCUGAGCUCUAAAAACAUUUAGGGAAAACAGUGCUGGAUCUGAGAGGGGAUUUUCUGCCAAGAUAAAGGAGAAAAUCUGAAAUUAAUCCAAGGCAGCAGCCACACAGCAGCUGUGACACAUCAGCCUCUCAGUACACACUGUGGGGCAUUUGCAAAGAGCUGCUCUCUGGGCUCAGCACAACUCCAUGCAAAAUGUCACUUUUCUAGCACAGGCAUUGCAGGUCUCAGGGCUGGCUGAGAACUUUUUCCUCAAGGUUUCCCUGCUGUAGGAAUGGUUUCCUUCACUUGUGAUAUAACUUCCGAUUUGUGUCAAAGUCAGUGGAGAAUUGACUGAUGUUUACAGGGUAAGUGCUCUGGGAAAUAAACUUCUGAAAGAAUGCCAGGGAUUGCAGAUUCCCAGAGCACAACUUCAGCUUUUAAGACCCCAUUCAUCAGCUAAGUGAUCUUCCUUGAAAUUCCAAAUUUAACACCUGAAUUAAUCACUGACUCUGGGUUUUUUCUUAAGGAGUCUUGGAAGGUUUUGCUUUCAGAAUAUAUUUAAAGGUUUGAAAGCUCUUGGUUUGGUUAUUCUUAGCAGAGCUUUGGGUGGGACACACCAAGGGUCAGGAACACAUCUGUCACACAGGUGUCACCACUUCCAGUCACUGUGCCACAUUCAUCUCUCAGAGUAUCAGCAUUUACUGUUCCAGGGAAUUUAUCAUGGACAGAAGAGCAGACCUACAGCAGUUUUGCACUUAGGAACAGCCAGGAGGCCUGGGAACAUGCACAAACACAUGAACAGGUCUUGCCCAGUUCCUUCACCUGUAGUUUUAUCUAUUUCUACAUACUUUACUAGGAUUAAGUCACCUGUUAUUUAGAGGAGGAAAGAAAACAUUAUCUUCUGUAGAAAAAAACAAUACUCAUUAAUUAAAAAAAAACCCUCCACAGGCUGGAAUAGGUGUCAGAAGCAGUGGGGUUUCCUACAACAACUUGUACAUCACUUUCUUUUUCCUCUAACACAAGGCCUCGUUUCAGCAUCCAAGUUCCAUGGGGAAGGCCAAACCUCAUUUCAGGCUUUCAAGUUUUGUGCUUUUCUGUAAACACUAGCACUGGGAACACGAACUGUGGCUGCUUUACAAAUGCCCAGAACAAGGUAACUGCAGGGGCAGGAACUUCAGACAAUAUUCAUAGCUUUUACAAUGCUGCAUAAGCUCCCUGUUUCUUUUAACUUGUAAUUAUGACACACAUAGAGAAGUCUUGUCCAAUUCAUGCCCUUCUUGAGGGGCUGCAGUUGCACUCAGAGGCCCCAUUUCUACCCACAAAUACCCCUAACACUGACAUGUAUCUGUCCAACCCCAAUCCAACCACUGAAUAAAUAAUACACAACAUAAAUUGGACAGGCCUGGAUCCAAAAGUCCCACACUUCUGAGACAGAAGAUGCCAACAUAGGUGGAAUCACCUGUGAUCUGGAGACUGUGCAGAAAUAAACAUUCCUCCAGAUUGAUCAAAACUGGAAAUCCAGGAACACAGAACAUUUUUCUAAAACAGUUUAAUAAAAUAAUUGUGACGUUUCUUGAAAAAUUGGAGAAACCCAAAGCAUAUUGUGUGUAUCACCUGUCUUAGUCACAAAGAAACACAAUUGUCAAAAAAGAUAUUUAAGUUUAAUACAAAUUUUAUACAAAGAAAAUGUGAAAAAAUACUUCCAUAUGCUAAAAGCAAUUAUGCUUCACAAAUAAGGCCAGCUAGGCUAGUUUUGACACAACUGCAAUUAAUGAAUAUUCUGUUCUCACUUUUUUUUUUUAUUCUAAUACUUUUUUUUCCCUCUAAUCUGGGUACUAGCUGGAGACUGUACAAACCGCAUUCUUAUAUAAACAAUGGGAGAAAUCAACAUGACUAAAA
This is a messenger RNA of Zonotrichia albicollis (white-throated sparrow), 4599 nucleotides long. The record is from RefSeq and is a predicted model, not a curated record. NCBI's taxonomy places the organism in Eukaryota, Metazoa, Chordata, Aves, Passeriformes, Passerellidae.